This is a messenger RNA of Nycticebus coucang (slow loris), 1705 nucleotides long. RefSeq names its product calcium-binding mitochondrial carrier protein SCaMC-1. The transcript has 10 exons. Lineage: Eukaryota; Metazoa; Chordata; Mammalia; Primates; Lorisidae. The record is from RefSeq and is a predicted model, not a curated record. Gene Ontology annotation, molecular function: ATP transmembrane transporter activity; calcium ion binding. The coding region runs from base 175 to 1608 and encodes 477 amino acids. Gene Ontology annotation, cellular component: mitochondrial inner membrane. Gene Ontology annotation, biological process: transmembrane transport.
CCCGCGGCCGGGGACGGCCACACCCUGCGCGCGGCGCCGGAGCUCGGUCCCCGGCCACGGCCCGCAGGCUGCCCGGCUGCGCGCCCCUGCCCCCUGGCCUCGCGCGGGCCCGGCUCGCCCCUCGCCGCGCCCCUCCCCGACGACUGCCCCCGCGGGCCGCCCCGCGCCGGGACCAUGCUGCGCUGGCUUCGGGGCUUCGUGCUGCCCGCGGCGGCCUGCCAGGAAGCGGAGCCUCCGACGCGCUACGAGACCCUCUUCCAGGCGCUGGACCGCAACGGGGACGGCGUGGUGGACAUCGGCGAGCUGCAGGAGGGGCUCAGGAACCUGGGCAUCCCCCUGGGCCAGGACGCCGAGGAGAAAAUUUUUACUACUGGAGAUGUCAACAAAGAUGGAAAGCUGGAUUUUGAAGAAUUUAUGAAGUACCUUAAAGACCAUGAGAAGAAAAUGAAAUUGGCAUUUAAGAGUUUAGACAAAAAUAAUGAUGGAAAAAUUGAAGCUGCAGAAAUUGUCCAGUCUCUCCAGAUACUAGGUCUAACUAUUUCUGAAAAACAAGCGGAGUUGAUUCUUCAAAGCAUUGAUGCUGAUGGGACAAUGACAGUGGACUGGAACGAAUGGAGAGACUACUUCUUAUUUAAUCCUGUUACAGAUAUUGAGGAAAUUAUCCGUUUCUGGAAACAUUCUACUGGAAUUGACAUAGGGGAUAGUUUAACUAUUCCAGAUGAGUUCACAGAAGAUGAAAAGAAAUCCGGUCAGUGGUGGAGGCAGCUUUUGGCAGGAGGCAUUGCAGGUGCUGUCUCUCGAACCAGCACUGCCCCUUUGGACCGCCUGAAAAUCAUGAUGCAGGUUCAUGGUUCAAAGUCAGACAAGAUGAACAUAUUUGGUGGCUUUCGACAGAUGGUAAAAGAGGGAGGCAUCCGUUCCCUUUGGAGAGGAAAUGGUACAAAUGUCAUUAAAAUUGCUCCUGAGACAGCUGUUAAAUUCUGGGCAUAUGAACAGUACAAGAAGUUGCUUACUGAGGAAGGACAGAAACUUGGAACCCUCGAGAGAUUUAUUUCUGGUUCCAUGGCUGGAGCAACUGCACAGACUUUUAUUUAUCCCAUGGAGGUUAUGAAAACAAGGCUGGCUGUAGGCAAAACUGGACAAUACUCUGGAAUAUAUGAUUGUGCCAAGAAGAUUUUGAAACAUGAAGGAUUGGGAGCUUUUUACAAAGGCUACGUUCCCAAUUUAUUAGGCAUUAUACCUUACGCAGGCAUAGAUCUUGCUGUGUAUGAGCUCUUGAAGUCCUAUUGGCUAGAAAAUUUUGCAAAGGAUACUGUAAACCCUGGCGUCAUGGUAUUGCUGGGGUGUGGUGCCUUGUCUAGCACCUGUGGUCAGCUGGCCAGCUACCCCUUGGCCUUGGUGAGGACACGCAUGCAGGCUCAAGCCAUGGUGGAAGGAACCACACAGCUGAACAUGGUUGGCCUCUUUCAACGAAUAAUUUCCAAAGAAGGGAUACCAGGACUUUACAGAGGCAUCACCCCAAACUUCAUGAAGGUGCUCCCUGCCGUAGGCAUCAGUUAUGUGGUUUAUGAAAAUAUGAAGCAAACUUUAGGUGUAAAUCAGAAAUGACAUGUUGAAUAAUUACUGUAAUUUUCAACCAUCUCAGGAGUGAUUUUUUUUCCUCCUGGAAUUGAAAUUGGUCGAUGGCAAAAGCUGUAUUUUUUUC